AUGCUUCGUUCCUGUGCUCGAAACCUGUUUCGCCUAGCAGCGAGACAGUAUUCCGCUCCAGCCGCUGCGACCACAAGUAAACUGUCCCCAGAAGAAAUUUUCAAGCGCGAAGACACGUACGGCGCUCAUAACUACCAUCCCUUGCCAGCAGCCUUGUCAAAGGGAGAGGGCGUAUUCGUUUGGGAUGUCACUGGCAAAAGAUAUUUCGAUUUUCUCGCCGCUUACUCGGCCGUAAAUCAAGGUCAUUGCCAUCCUAGAAUAGUGAAGACACUGCAAGAACAAGCUGAAGUUCUAACGCUUACAUCCAGAGCAUUUUACAACAACGUUCUGGGCGAAUUUGAAGAGUUUGCGACUAAGCUUUUUGGCUACGACAAGCUCUUGCCGAUGAACACUGGUGUUGAAGGUGGCGAAAGCGCGUGUAAACUUGCAAGGAAAUGGGGGUAUCAAGUCAAGGGAAUACCAAAGAACGAAGCAAAGAUUGUUUUUGUUGAAGAGAACUUCUGGGGGCGGACUCUUGCCGCAGUAUCGUCAUCUUCUGAUCCUGACUGCUAUGGAGAAUAUGGCCCAUUUAUGCCUGGUUUUGAACUUAUUCCUUACAACGACCUUGCUGCUUUGGAGGUAAGCUAUUUUAGACGUAGCUGCUUCGUUGGACGCAGACAAUCGUGUAAAUUGAUGCCACGUGCAACAACCACACCGUGAAUCACCACACCGUACGUAAUGAUCUGAGAUUCUUAUACAGUGUGCUCUCUUGUGGGAGACCGAUGUUUGGUUGUUGCGGGUAACUGAUAAUUCGACGAACAAAUUUCAUUUUACAUUUCGAACAACUCAUCAGUUUCUAUAUUAUUAGCCUUGAAAGCACAAAACGUGAUUCUUCAUUGGUAAACAGUAUGUAAAAUAUGGAAGGGUAAGAUUUCCUUUUCAUGAGCUUGCAUUUAUUAGGCAUGGAGCAAUAUCAUACCAUUUCUCACAAAUAUAUAGUUAAUAUAAAUAGCGUAAUAAAUGUGUGGGGUUGUGUAGAAAUCUUACCCUUUAACAAUUAGUUGAUGCGUCAGCGUGCGUAUGUCGAGAUAUUGAGCACGCGGUAAGUUUGGAGAGCACGAAAAAGGCCUAAGAGUUGUGCCUCGUGCAAUUCUAGCCUCUUGAGUGCUCUCCAAACUUCCCAAAUGCUCAAUAUCUCGACAUACGAACAGCUGCAGCAUGAAGUAAUUAUUUUAUAACAUUAUCAAAGUGAUCAAUGCAUCAGUUAACUUAAAAUUUUAUUAUUGUAGGGCGCGCUCAAAGCUGUACGCGUCAAUGUUUAUGAGAGUAGAUUUUUUUUCCUCACAGUUAAGCUUAUGUUUUUAUCCUGAAACUGAGAGAAAGUGUACUCUAAAAUGAUUGUAAAAUCCAUAUUUAGGUGCCGGAAAACUAUUAAUUCACCGAAAAAUUGUUAUUGAGAGAAAACAAUUUUGCAAAGAAUGAUCUCACGCCAUUAUAACCCGCACAGCUCGCGGAGAUGACAACAACAACAACACUCACCUCUUUUCCUUACUAUCGGUUAACAAAUUCAAACGUUUCCUCUUAAAUUUCCUUAUAAAACACAUGGUAAACAUGCUAUCGUGUACUGCCGAGUUUUGGAUGCACUCAGGAGACUCAGGAUUGCUAAGCUCACAACAACUCGAGGAAUUACGAAUAUCAGUGUGCUCAAUAGGAAUAUGAAGCAUGCUCGCGCUAUUGGAUUUGAUGAGGGGAAUUUUCUAGCUAUGUUAUAAAAUGAUUUGCCAUAUAGACCUUGUCACGGUUUUUGACGCCAUCUUGAUGAGUAGGCAAACGCAUGAGAAAUUACUUUACAACAUAACAAAAGUAAAUCGCGCGCUCUGAUUGGUCAGUUAGCGACUACCAUUUGCCCGUGGGUGCACGCCUAGAAACUGAGCUAGCGCAGUAAAAUUUAGGUAAAUUCAUCAAAUCUCCUCUCCUGACAGUAAAAUACAUCGAUGAAAUGCACAGAUGAAAAGUGGAAGUUGAAGAAAGUACUAAGCUGUCGUUUUGAAAGAAAAAAGACAAAAGAUCAAGUGACAGAUUUGCCCUGGAUGUAUUAAUCACUGUUUUCCUCGCAGCUAGAAUCGGCUGAAGUAAAAUUGAGCGAGCGAAGAUUCAUGGUACAUUUUAUGUGUUUUUUUAUAGAAGAGAAAGUCUGUUUGAAAUGUACAUUUAUCAAUUAGCAUUGUGUUAUUGACUUUUUGGUCAAGCUGAUGCUAAAUUCAAGCAAAUAUUUUAGGAAACACUCUCAAAUUCGAGACAGCUUUGUUGUGAAGUUUUCAUCGCAUCGAUUAAAAGUUUUAGUUGAGUUUAAACGGGCACAUUACACUGCAAUAAGCGAAUUUCAUUUGAGUACAGAAAUAUUUGGGUUUUCAAAUAAAUUUUUCAAAAAAUAACUUCUGUGUGUAUUAUUUUGUUCCUCAGUGUUCAUUCAUAACAGUCAUUCAGAGAACGGUAACGGCUUCAGCGCCGGCUGUGUGUCAGCGAAUUUUGGUUAUAACUUUGACUUUCAUAGCUGGAUUUCCUCAGACAGAUUUCGAUACAAAGCUAGUUACCGGUAAUUUCUUUUUAAAAUUAGUGUUAAUAAAGGAAUCACAGUCAAAGUUUCUCAUUUCUACUUUACGUUUAUUUCAAAAAUUGUCACAUAAAUAAGCUUGAUAAUUAUUUCAUUUAUUUGGUUUUAGCUUAUUUUUUAGAGUCUUUUUAGUUGGUGUUUAUAGUUGCAGCUAUAGUUUUCCCUCAAAGUUUUUACCCUAAUAUUAAGAGCAAGUAGACAGAUGCCAUUCAGAAUAACAACGAAAAACGUUUUGCAAUUUACCUGAAGAGCUGAAGACGCACAACGGUUGAUUCGGCGAAAGAAAAACUCAAAGGGGCGGGUAGAUGGCAGCAUACAUGAACUCGGACCGAUGACUCAACCGAAGGCAAAUGGAAAAUAAUGUUUUUCUGUUUGAUUAUGUUAUAAAAGAAAUGGUAAACGUUGCAGCUGUGCAACCAUGGAGUUAUGGAUGUUCUUGGAAAGUUUGCUAAGCACUCAAGAAGCUAGAGUCGCACUCGGUGACUCUUACGCUUCUUUUGUGCUUAGCAACCUCCCGCGUGCAUCCACAACUCCAUGGUUGCAUGCUGCACGUUUACCAUUUCUCAAGUGUUUGUAUGAGAAUCUAAUGUCCGUAGAACGGCAUUUCUGAAAAAAAUAUGAACGGUAAACUAAAGCUUCACUCCUAAGGAUUCUACUGAAAAAAAUUUAGGGCAUUUCAUGGGCUAGAAGACCUACAGACACGUUUUUAAAUUUUCUAUACAUUUGUCUGUAAGAAAGUCGCGGGAAAAAGUACAGACAAAUAUAUGGAAGAUCUAAGGCAAGCUUCUGGAGAAAUUUAAGCACAGAUACGCCCCCAAAAUUUUUUAGUAAUUCAUUUGCUUUGUAGCUUUAGUUUACAAUUUAUAUUUUUUUCAGACAAGCCGUUUUGCGGAAAUUAUUCAACAUUAGAUGCUCCUGCAAACACUGUAAUUUCUCACGGGUUUGCCUACUCGUCAAGAUGGCGUUGAAAACCAUGACAAGGUCUAUUCAACGGUGUUUUUUUUUUGUUUUGUUUUUGUUUUUGUUUUUUUUUCAACGGUUAACAUUUGGGUUGGAUUGGGAUUUAACAGUAAAGAAGGGCGGGAUGGGAGAUUAGCAGGAAAAAAAAUACUAUAGAAACACCUUUGAUGCAAUGCAUGACUAUUGAGCCUAUCACAGUCUUGUAUGCCCCAGUUGUUCAGAAAGUGGAUAGUGCUAUCCGCUAGAUAUCUUUUUCCAGUGAGUAACAAAUUUAGUUUCCCAAAUACUUAUCCACUGGAUAGUAAUUUAUCCAGUGGAUAGUGCUAUCUAGGUUUUUAACAACCACAACGUGGUUAGAUUAAAGGGCUAUCCAGACAAAUGUGAAAAUUACAAAGGGAAAAAGGGAAACAUGGAAACUAUUUACAGCAACUGGGAUGGUGGUAGAAAACAUAGCAUUAAACACUCAAUUUUUGAAGGAUGCUUGUGUGGUUCCAUCUUAGCUGUGUUUUCUCCUUUUAUAUCCUCCUGAAUAGCAUUCAAACAAAUGCAUUCUCCUGAUUGUAUAGCAGUCAACAUAAUUUGUUUGUAUCCUUCUUACAGAAAGCUAUCAGUGACCCAAACACUUGUGCUUUUAUGGUGGAGCCAAUCCAAGGUGAAGCUGGUGUUAAGAUUCCUGAUGAUGGAUAUUUGAGAGGUGUCAGGGAGCUUUGUUCGAAGUAUAAUGUAAGUGUUUAUUAUAUCAGGGUGCCAUGCUAACAUUAUCCUCUGUUGAACAAACCAUUGUUUUUUUACUUGGUCAGGGAUGUACACACUGUAGCUAAGGAAAAGCUGGGAAUGCUUUUUUGUUAGUCAACCGGCUUUUUUACUCAACUGUAUCUUCAAAUUUAUUUUUUUUGAGCUGUUGGUAAGCUCUUUUUCAGCCAGUGAAAUUAGCCAGCAGCGGGCUCUUAACAACCUCCCUGCUUGUUAAACUUGAACCAAGCAUCCAAAUGUACCCUUGGAAAUAAUGGGCCAGACAUCUCCUACGGAGAACGUCUAAAGUUCCUUAAAUGGCCAACACUUCAACGAAGAAGAUUAUUUUCAUUGCUUAUCGAGUGUGAUAAAACAAUAAACAGACUUAAUGGGUUACAUCCCUGAGCAUUUUUUACAUUUGCAAAUGAUUUUCGGCCCUUAAGAGCUAAUCACCGUUUCAAACUUAAGCUUGCAUCCGCGACUUUAAAUAGUUUUGAACAUUCUCUUUUUUUUUUCACAUAAUCAAUAAGUGGAAUAAUUUGCCAAAGGAAAUUGCUGAGGCGGAAAAUUUGAACAAUUUUAAGAACAGACUGAGAUGUCAUCUUGCAAAUUUUUCUAGUGAACACUAAGUUCUUCAAACUUGUGAUAUUUUAUACUUAGUAUUUUAAACAGUUGUAAAUAAUAAAUGUUUUAAUUUAUUUUAUUAUAAGGAGAUAAACUAGAAAAGGAUAACCUCCUUUAUCUUCUUUUCUCUUUCCUAUGAAGUUGUGAAUAAACAGUUAUUAUUAUUAUGAUUAUUAUUAUUGUUAUAACCCUUUCACUGCCAAAUGUGGCCAAAGGGAAAAUUCAACCAAAAAUCCCAAAUUUCAUUUUGUAAAAUUUUGAAAAACAAGUGGCAAAAUGUGAAAGUACAGGUAGAGAGAUUUCAUUUGAAUGGUCACCCCAUUGGGUUUCAUCAACAGACUCAAAAGUUAGAGCUUCCUUACAAAACUCCAUUAUUCACUCUGGCAGUGAAAGGGAUAAAGAAAGAUCUUGUGUAGUAAGGGAUAGCUGAAGCCACAAGUUGCUGUCAGCCUUAGAUGCCAUAAAACUCCGAAACUAAACCCCCCAAACUCGUAACGCAAAAAACCCUCUGGUAAAUUUCCUUCCAACUACCAACUACAAGGCUAACCCAAUCGAUUUUGAAAUGCAAAUUUCCCUCCGUAGAUAAGCCCCUCCAAAAAUAGGCCCCUCAAAAAGGGCCUUUGAAAAAUAUAAGCCCGGGGCUUAUUUUCGCAAUCUUACGGUAUAACACUAAAUGUACCAUUUUCUUUGCUUCUCAGGUUCUUUUCAUAGCUGAUGAAGUGCAAACUGGGCUCGGUAGGACUGGAAAGUAUGUUCUGACAAUAUGUUUUGAAACCCUUAUUCCCAUGAAGUACUCAAGGGCAAAGUUUCAAGUGGGGAAAACAAUUUUUGUUAACUGGUUGACAUAUUUUUUGUAGAUUUUUUGUAUUAUCUCACUGGUAUUUCAUUUUUUCUAGCCGUAUAUUGAGUUAAUGUUUAACUGUCAUAAUGAUGUUAAAGAAAAGUGUUAAUAAUUGUUGGUGGGUGUUUUAACUUUGAAGGCGCUUGGCUGUGGACCAUGAAAAUGUCAGACCAGAUCUUGUUAUUCUUGGAAAGGCUCUCUCUGGUGGUGUUUAUCCUGUAAGUUACAACCCAUUGUUAAUUUUUACUUUUCUUUUGAUUGAAGCGUUACUAUCCCAAAGCUGUACUCUGCAAGUGUUUUGAACCUUGGAUUCUAGGAUGCCAACAUUAACUUUUGUUUCUCAAGAAAAGAGUGACUGACAUCAAUCUUAUCUUAACAUUAUCAAUAUUUAUUAUAUAAACACCAAUGAAAUACCAAGUGAGCUUUCAUGCGAAAACUUGAUAUCUUCACAUGUGAAAAUAACAUGUUAUCUUCACAUGUGAAAAUAUCACCAUUGCAAUGGCUUCACAAUAAACCGCACCUUUCAGACCAAAAAACUAUUUAAGUAAAAUGGUUUGGUAUUUCAUUGGUGUUUAAGAAAUAGAACAUUACAUGGCCACUUGGAGGUACAAAAUUUCUCUUCUCGUGUUGAAAAACUAUUUCAACACUUGAAGAGAAAUUUCACAUCUCCACGCGACCAUGUGAUAUCCUCUAUAGCAUUAAGAUAAAAGUUGUGAGAAUUGUUUAAUGUUCAACAAUGGCUUAAUGUAUUGAUUAAUUAAAGAAAUGUAUAGAAAUUAGUUUAGAGAAUUUGUAUGUGGAUAUUGGGGCUUAGAAUAAUUCACUUUACAGUUUUGUUACUCAAUAGCAAAGCUAAGUUGCCAACAGCUGGCAAUGAUUGUACAACCUUGCUAACCUGAAAAGGUUGGAAUUGAGUUUGUCUGAUUGAAAGGAAGUGAUUAAAUUACAGAAAAUCUCUGAUGUGGGACUUGUUAAAUUUUGAAAUUAAAGGGAUGAGUAAUGAACAGAUUAUUUGAUGUGAUAUAAAAAUAAUUUUAUGAGUCUGAUGUGAGGUAAUUUUUUUGAAAUUGUAUGUAGGUUUCUGCUGUUCUUUGUGAUGAUGAAGUCAUGCUUACUAUAAAACCUGGACAGGUAAUGUGUUAUUUUACAUGGCUUCUUACUGUCAAACUCAGAAAACCGUAAACACCAAAAUUUUUAGGAAUGUUGAUUGUGUUUCCAUCAAUUACAAUAAAGUUCAGGACACGCAAAAAACUCAAAGCCACAAACUGAUUACCGUUUCUGUUUGCGGUGUAGUUUUCACGUGCCUUAUUGGCUUUUUCCUUGCAACACAGUAACAUCCCAUAAACAUUUUUGUAUUCACUGUUUUGAGAGUUUCAUAGUAACAGAUUUUCAUGUUUUCUUAGAAAGAAUAUACACUGAUAGACAUCAUUAUUGGUUUCUUGUAGCAUGGUUCAACCUAUGGUGGAAACCCACUUGGAUGCAAAGUUGCCAUCACUGCAUUGAAAGUAAGCUUUUGAACUUUUUUAUUGACUGUUACCACGUCUUUACCAUUAACUGUUUUUAUUAGCACAUCAUAAUUUACUGUUUCGUUGCCCAUUUCUUGAGAGGCCUGGCAACUUUUAAGGGCCAAAAACAAAUAUUCAAAUCCAAAUCUAAAGAAUGAAAACAGGGGUCCCAGCCAACAAACCAGUCCAUUUUGUUUUGUUAACUAAUAGUUUUAUUAUGUUGUGUAGAAAAUGUUUGAAACCUCCAUCUUAAAUGCAACAACAGCAUCUUUCCCAACCCGGUAAUUAUUGGGACUUUUGAGAAACAGGGCCCUGGUGGUAACACCUUUGGUCUCUCAAUUGUAACUAAUGCUAACAAAAGCAAAAAUAUCCUUUAUGCAAAACUUAAUUUUUACUUAGCUGUGUUUGCCUUCAUCCCUGUUUAACUAAUGGCUAUAUCAAAAGUAGGUUGAGUUUGAUCGUCCGGGUAAAUGUUGUCCUGAAUUGGACUGUUGUUGUUGACAGUGACUGACGUUUCGACAACCUGUGCAGUAAUCAUCUUCAGAGUCAAGUUACUUUUGAAAUGACUCCAGGGUUCAAACCUUUCACAGUUUCAAUGGCUAUAUGCUUGACACUGCUGUGUUCUUGUAGGUUUUAGAGGAGGAGAAGCUAGCUGAACAUUCUGCUAGGUUGGGAGAAAUCAUGAUACCUGAACUGCAGAAGCUGAACCCAGCUGUUGUCAAGUCUGCACGUGGCAAAGGGCUCAUGAAUGCGAUUGAGAUCCAUGCUACUGAUGGUGGGUUUGUAGAAAAAUAAUAUUAAUCCCAGUCUGUUGUUAGGUUUUUUAUUAUGCUAUUGUUUAAUGUGUACCUUUUGCCAUGUCUUGCCUGGGUAACUGUUUAACAGGAAAGUCUAUCUGUAGGAUUGUAAAAUCUCCAAAUUUACUGUGUGGAUGAUAAUAAAAGAUCACUUUAAGUCCCUUCGUAUUCCCUACCAAGCUGGUUAACCUUUUCUUACCCUCAUGUAAAAAAUGUAACUUUUUAUUGAAACUUCUAUUAGGCUGUCUUUUAUAUUUAUAUAUUAAUUUUAAGCUUAAACAUGCACAGAACCUGGUUAGUUCUCAAGUUGGCGGACCACCUUGUUCCAAUGAAACAGGCUUGAAAUUCACAUAUGAUAAUUUUUGUUUUCAGAAUUUAAUGCAUGGAAGGUUUGUUUGAAACUAAGAGACAAUGGACUGUUGGCCAAGCCCACUCACGAUCACAUCAUCCGGUUCACACCACCUCUUGUCAUCACAGAAGAGCAACUCCAUGAAUCACUUGGAAUAAUCAGAGAUACUGUUGAGUCAUUUGCUUAA
Molecule: messenger RNA, 8588 nt
Organism: Porites evermanni
Lineage: Eukaryota; Metazoa; Cnidaria; Anthozoa; Scleractinia; Poritidae
Source: the annotation of a GenBank genome assembly